AUGCAAGCCAUCCCACGUCGAGUGCCCCCGGGCAGUGCGAGCCGCCUCACACCGCCCCACGCCCAGCGCCCCCAGGACCUGCGCACAGCGUCGCCGUCGCCGCCUCCUCCCAGACCCCAGGCCACCCCCACCUCACACCCCGACGGCUGCUCGUCCCCCGCGGGGGCCCGCACCGUCUUCCUCCCCAACCGAAGAGCUAGCGUUUUGGCUCCGAAGCACGACCUUCCGGGGACACCCUCCCCCGACCCCGGCACUCACCGCCCGGGACUCGGUCUCCAUCUUUCCGGUCCGGUCCGCUCUUCAGAGAGACAGCGGGAGGCGCGGGAGCGUCAAGUUGGAAGGCGUGUUCCGAGGAAGCGAGCCGGGUUCCCGCCACGGCUGCUGGCGGGUCUGCCCGGCAAGAUUUCUCGCUGGCUGGCCUUCUUUUCCCUCCCGCACUUUGGCGGGGAGGGGGGGGACCCUCGCGUCGGCGCCCCCGUCCACGAUGACCUGAGAGAAGCCGAGGAAGGCGUCCAUGCGGCCAUCUCCGCCAUCGCCCCCAGCUGCUGGCCUCCGAGGGGAAGGAGCACCGAGGCGGUGACGGCGACGCAGACAGCAAAUCAAACACAAACAGAUUCAUUAUCUCCAUCCCCCAACCCUGUAUCACCUGUGCCUUUGAAUAACCAAACAAGUACCCCAAGAUACGGAACCGUGAUCCCUAACCGCAUCUUCGUAGGAGGAAUUGACUUUAAGACAAAUGAAAAUGAUUUAAGAAAAUUUUUUUCCCAGUAUGGGUCUGUAAAAGAAGUGAAGAUUGUUAAUGACAGAGCCGGAGUAUCCAAAGGGUAUGGUUUCAUCACUUUUGAGACUCAAGAAGAUGCACAAAAAAUCUUACAAGAGGCUGAAAAACUUAAUUACAAAGAUAAGAAACUGAACAUUGGUCCAGCAAUAAGAAAACAACAAAUAGGGAUUCCUCGCUCCAGUAUAAUGCCUGCCGCUGGAACAAUGUAUCUGACCACGUCAACUGGAUACCCUUACACUUACCACAACGGCGUGGCUUACUUCCAUACUCCAGAGGUCACUUCUGUCCCACCGUCUUGGCCUUCACGGUCCAUAUCUAGUUCUCCCGUGAUGGUAGCUCAGCCGGUUUAUCAGCAGCCUGCAUAUCACUACCAGGCCCCGGCCCAGUGUUUACCAGGGCAGUGGCAGUGGGGGGUUCCCCAGUCCCCUGCCUCUUCUGCUCCAUUCUUAUAUCUGCAGCCGUCCGAGGUUAUUUAUCAGCCGGUAGAAAUUGCACAAGAUGGUGGCUGUGUCCCUCCUCCACUGUCUCUGAUGGAAGCUUCCGUCCCAGAGCCGUACUCUGACCAUGGAGUCCAGGCAGCGUACCACCAGGUCUACGCUUCCAGCGCCAUCAUGUCUGCACCUGUGAUGCAGCCUGAGCCGAUUAAAGAACCAAGGUUACAUUCUGUGAGAAGAAGCUUUUCCCAUCCUUCAUCUGUGGCUUUGAAACCUCGGUACUCUCGAAGCCCACACUUUCAUCCUAGGAAAGAUUUCAGAACAGAGGACUCAGUUUCCACUCCACCCUCCUGUACUGACUUUGUUAAGUAGACUCUUGGGUACCUGUUCUGUCCAGAAUAGGAAAUAACUAGGCUGCUAUGUGGUCUGGUAACAAAUGAGGUUUGGGAUAUGCUUAAAGUUACAUGUUUUUGUUUGUUUUUUUUUUAAAGAAUUUUUAAAAUCUUAGUAGCCAGAACAUGGGAGAUGCAGAGCUAAAUCAUGGUUUCCUUCAUUAACUCAGACACUUAGGUAAUAGAGAGUUGUAAGCCAUAGCAAACGGCUGUCUUCAGCUCGUCCUCGGGCUGACCUCACAGCACGAUCUCCAGACGGAACCACUCAGAGUCCAUUCCGUAAGUUUCAGAUUUGUAGACAGAUCUAUGCAUAUAUAAAACCCUUAGCAGCAGACCAGUUUUGUAAUAUGGUGGGAUUUUUAAACUCCAUCUUGUGAGGAGGUGAUGCACAAAUCCUAGUUUUCACACUGUUCUGGUUCACUAAUUGUGUGUACUUUAGCCAAAACCAAACAUUCCAGCUCUACUCACGUUACAGAUUUUACACACAUUGAUAUAGAUAUCUGUGUGUUAUAGAAUAUAAAAUAUCCACUAAUCUGCCAUAUUAUGACCACUUAUUAUAUAGUGGUUACUAUGACCAAAGUGACACUGUCCUUAGAUGUUCUUUAAAAUGAUGUAUUUCUGGCCCUCUUCCGUCAUUCAUACAUGAAGUAGAGUUGUGCACAGGGCCCAGCACUUAGGGAAUGUUAGUACUCACAGUUACA
Messenger RNA from Myodes glareolus (Bank vole), 2308 nucleotides. The record is from RefSeq and is a predicted model, not a curated record. Lineage: Eukaryota; Metazoa; Chordata; Mammalia; Rodentia; Cricetidae.